ACAAUUUUUUUUUUCUUUUAUUCAAAGUUUCAAAUUUCAAAUAGCUCUCUCCCCUAAUAACAACGAAUAACUGCACACCAACCGUCAAAUCCACUCGUAGGUCUCUCUCUAUUGUUUUCUCGUCAGGUUCAAUUGCAAAUUUUCUGUUUCAAAAACAAGAAGUUUUUUCCAAAUCACUUCUACUUUGAAGAAUCAUCAAUCAAUCCGUUAUCAGCAAAUGGGUUCUUCAGGAAAAUGGCUAAAGUCACUAAUCACUCUCAAAAAAAUCCCAACAACUGACCAGGAGAAACAGAGCGACACUAAGAGUAAGAAGAAAUGGAGGCUAUGGAGGAGCUCAUCAGAAGGGUUUGGACCACCCUCGUCGAAGGGCCUGAAAAGGGUCCACAUUGCAUCAUCAGAGCCGUCGGAGUCGUCCCUUGUCCUUGAUGAUGCAUUCGCUGCUGCCAUGGCUACUAUUGCCAGAGCUCCGCCAAGAGAUUUCAUGGUGGUCAAGCAAGAAUGGGCUGCGAUCCGGAUCCAAACCGCUUUUCGAGGCUUGCUGGCAAGGAGGGCUUUGCGGGCGUUGAAAGCAGUAGUGAGAAUUCAAGCUAUAUUUCGUGGUAGACAGGUUAGAAAGCAAGCUGCAGUGACAUUGAGGUGCAUGCAAGCUCUUGUCAGGGUUCAGGCUAGAGUAAGAGCACAAGGUGUGAGAACCUCUUCAGAAGGCAAAGAUAUGCAGAAAUUGUUGGAUGUACAGAGCACAUCGGAUCCCUCAAAGCAGGCUGAGGAAGGAUGGUGUGAUAGUCUUGGAACAGUUGAUGCAGUUCGAACGAAGUUACAAAUGAGGCAGGAGGGAGCCAUUAAGAGGGAAAGAGCAAUUGCAUACUCUCUCUCCCAACAGCAAUCAAGAUCAUGUGCAAGCCCAGGUAGAAGAACAAAAAAAUCAGCAUUUUCUGUUAAGAAUCAAAUGUUGGAUAAUAGCAGCCCUGGAUGGAGCUGGCUAGAUCGGUGGAUGGCAGCAAAACCAUGGGAAAGCAGAUUGAUGGAAGAAAUUCAUACUGAUAACUCACUGGAGACUACAUUUUCCAGGAAAAGUGAAGAUAACAUCGCCAGUAUUUAUUCCUAUUCUUCAAUAAAUGACUCGGUUAAAGUGAGAAAAAACAUUGUUACAACAAAAGUUCUUGCUAAACCUCCUGCUGUUAGUCAUAUUAAUUCCUCAGCUUCUGCUCCAAGUUCUGAAUCUAUUUAUGAUGAGAGUUCUGAGUCUACUGCAUCUACAACUGUCUCUCCAAUCCCAUUGUCAAGCAACACAAUAGAAGUGGAUAGAGUAGAAGAGAGUUAUAACAGAAAACCAAGCUACAUGAGUCUUACAGAAUCAAUUAAGGCUAAGCAAAAAGUUUGCAGACAUUAUUCUGCAAAUAAUUAUGUUAUGCCAAGGCAAAUGAUGGAGGAUCAGUUUCAUACUAUGUCAAUGCCACUUACCAAUGGAAAUGCAAAGACUAGUGGUGAUUCUAAUCCUUCAUUUACGUUUUGCAGGGAUCUUUAUCCUCCAAUUCCUCUGGGUAGACAUGAUGAGCUUAGAAAUCGACGACAUUAAAUUUGCAUAUUCAAUUGAUGAGUUCAACUGCUUGUUGCCCUUCACAAUUCUGAAGCCAUUCAUGUGACAGAAUAGAUUGCUGCUUUAUGAACUGAAAUUUGCACUAGUUCAGUUAUAUAUAGAUAAUUGUAGUAUAUUAAUAUUUGGAAUUAUCAUGAUCAUAGAAUUGAAGACCUCCAAUUUGCAUAUUUUGGCUUGUGUCUAGCAAAAUGAGGAUUUUUGUGUCAAUGUUUGUAAUUGUUUGUGAUUAAAUCAAGGUUGAAGAUUGAUCUUAA
This is a messenger RNA of Jatropha curcas, 1851 nucleotides long. RefSeq names its product protein IQ-DOMAIN 8. NCBI's taxonomy places the organism in Eukaryota, Viridiplantae, Streptophyta, Magnoliopsida, Malpighiales, Euphorbiaceae. The record is from RefSeq and is a predicted model, not a curated record. Gene Ontology annotation, molecular function: protein binding.